CGGAAGUCGUUCUCACGGUUAGUCCGACCCGUGCUGCUUCAUGUUUCCCCGCAACCUGCUUCGACGCAUUCCAAAAAGCACGAGCUUGUAUUGGCAGAAUGCAGCUGCGAAUAGGAUAUCGUUGCUAAUAAGACAUGUCCCAUUGACAACGCGGGUUCCGGUGGCGACGCACUUUUACGUGUGCAGACGGACAUUGAACACGCCUGCCCCCAUGGUCAAUGUCAGUGAUCUAUCCAUAGAGCGGUAUCAUGCACUUUCCGACGCGACCAUGACAACCUUACUCGAGCGGCUCGAGGAUUUGCUGGACACAGUAGGAAAUGACGCCUAUGAAGUAGAUUAUCAUAGCGGCGUCCUGACGCUCAACUUAGGUACCUAUGGGACAUACGUGAUCAAUAAGCAACCACCAAACAAGCAAAUAUGGCUGUCUUCCCCACGCAGUGGUCCCAAGCGCUAUGAUUACGUACCGGAAUCAGACGACUGGCGAUACGCGCGAGAUGGAAUAGGGCUUGGCAAGCUGCUGGAUGAGGAGAUAACGGAUAUGCUCCGAACUAAAGUCUCCCUGCAUCUAGAGGGUGUGUCUACGCAGAUACGGGAGUAGACUUGUUACGGAUAUAGAUUGUCAUUACGAUCUCUUAGUUGCCUAUGCAUAACGGAUAGGACUUCCUCCAUUCAUGCAGAUACAAAGCAAGAUCUAUCGCUUACGGAUGCUUCCAUGGAUUGACAAUGUGAUUCCAUUGAUACUUCAUUGCCUACACAUAACGGGUAGGAAUUGCUCCAUCUU
Molecule: messenger RNA, 781 nt
Organism: Suillus discolor
Lineage: Eukaryota; Fungi; Basidiomycota; Agaricomycetes; Boletales; Suillaceae
Product: Frataxin
Exons: 4
Coding region: 41-598 (185 amino acids)
Biological process (GO): iron incorporation into metallo-sulfur cluster; intracellular iron ion homeostasis
Cellular component (GO): mitochondrion
Molecular function (GO): ferroxidase activity; 2 iron, 2 sulfur cluster binding; ferrous iron binding
Source: RefSeq, a predicted model, not a curated record